Molecule: messenger RNA, 568 nt
Organism: Linum tenue
Lineage: Eukaryota; Viridiplantae; Streptophyta; Magnoliopsida; Malpighiales; Linaceae
Source: the annotation of a GenBank genome assembly
UCGAUAUUCUCUCAAGUCUCAAGUUCUCAAUUACUAGCUAGGGUUCAAAAAGGGGAUUUCCCCCGGAAUCCCCCUUCCUCCUCCUCAUCUCCGCGUUCAUCCUCUCUGGUGAAGUCAAGUUCAUCAUCUUCCCCUUUGGUCCCGUUGUCACGAUCACAAAAAUUUCCGUCCAAGUUCCAACCUCUCUCUAUCACCUACUCAACCUCAACCCAACAAUCAGCCUUCAAUCACUGGUGGAAAGAAAAGACAAAUAGAACAAUCACUGCUAUCAUUUUCAAGAUGAAAGACGUACAGUUAAUGCAACAAACAAUAACGAAGGGAAUGGAGGAGAUGGAAGGAUUGAUCCGCUAACUGAAUCAUGGGUGAUGACAUAGUUUAUAAGAAAUGGGAGGAUUUGCUGAAAGAAGACUGGUUGAAGAUUGGUAUAAAAGAUACUAGAGUAUCUCCUGCCGACUGGGAAUAGCUGCUGAACUUUUGGAAAAGAGACAAUGAUGUGGUUGAACCAGUUAGAAUACUUCUCGAGUUCUCGUGCACAAUGUUGGUGAUAAAGUUCAACUUAAGUAUGGGC